Molecule: messenger RNA, 2069 nt
Organism: Eriocheir sinensis (Chinese mitten crab)
Lineage: Eukaryota; Metazoa; Arthropoda; Malacostraca; Decapoda; Varunidae
Product: venom carboxylesterase-6-like
Exons: 12
Coding region: 90-1943 (617 amino acids)
Source: RefSeq, a predicted model, not a curated record
CUCAACGAUCUGGUCACUUAAUCGUCACAGCGCGGCGGCACCCAGCAUCAGGAGGACCUUCGCUGCUACACCCAGACGACGCAGGCACGAUGAGGCUCCUGCUGCUGGCGCUGCUGGUGGGGGCAUCCUUACUGACGGUGGUGGGGACGGAGGCAGAGAAGGUGGAGGCGACGGAGGAGGAGGUGGUGGUGGAGAAGGAGGUACUGUCCAAGGGGAGGGAGGAGGAGGGGGAGGUACCUGUGGUGAUGACGUCCACAGGUAAAGUUUCGGGAAUUCGCGAGAAGACGACGGAAGGGAAGACGUUUUUCUCCUACUACGCCAUCCCCUACGCCAAGCCGCCUGUGGGUGACCUCCGCUUGAAGGACCCUCAGAUGAUCAACGGGUGGGGCGGCGUGCGGGACGGGUCCAAGCCCCCGCCCAUGUGUACCCAGCUGUCCCUCAUGGCGAUGCUGACCGGCGUUGAGAGCAGCGUGGAGGGCGAGGAGGACUGUCUCUACCUCAACAUCUUCACCCCCAAGCCGCGGGACCAGCGGCCGCUCCUUCCCGUCAUGAUCUUCAUCCACGGCGGCGGCUACCAGCACGGCUCGGCGGAGGAGUACAAGCCACACGUCCUCCUCAACGAAGACAUCGUCCUCGUCGUCAUACAGUACAGGCUUGGCGUCCUUGGCUUCCUGUCCACCGAGGACGACGUGAUCCCCGGGAACUUCGGCCUCAAGGACCAGACCAUGGCGCUCGCCUGGAUACAGAGGAACGUGCCCUCGUUUGGCGGCGAGCCGCUGAAAACGACGCUGUUCGGGGAGAGCGCCGGCGGCAGCUCCGUCCACCUGCAGAUCCUCUCCCCAAAGUCCAUCGGCCUGUUCCAGCGCGCCAUUCUUCAGUCCGGCACGGCCCUGUGCCCCUGGGCGAUGGGGGCCAGACACGCCGACGUGGCCGAGUACGCCGGCAACGUCUUCAACUGCAGCACGGACGAGGGCAGCGAGAAACUCCUCUCGUGCUUGCAGGAGGCGGACCCGGGCAAGCUUACCUCAGUCGGCUAUUUUACCGCGGAGUGGCUCUUGUUUCCCCUCCUGCUGGGCCCGCGCGUGGACGGCCAGUUCCUCCCCGCCGACCCCGACUACCUGAUGAAGGAGGGGAGGCACAAGCGCGUGGACCUCAUCAGCGGCAUCACGCGGGACGACGGGGCCAUCUUCACCCUUAUGACCUACGCGAACGAGAUGGCCCGCUCGUCCCUCAUGUAUGACUUCAAGAACAAGGCGCCCUAUAGCCUCGAGUUCCGCCCGGGAGACGUGGCGCUGCUCAACCAGACCGUCAUAAUCUUCGACCGCUACCUCAAGGGCCUCAACGUGGACGCCGAGCAUGCCGACGACGUGACUGCGAUGUUCACGGACCGUCACUUCGCCGUGUGCCAUGACCUCACCACCCAGCUGUACUCGGCCACGGUGGCGCCCUACAAGAACACCACCUACAGGUUCGAGCUGCGGCACCGGGCCAAGCGCUCUACCGCUGACAUGUUCCAACUGAGCAUCGGCAAGCACUGGAUCCCACACAUGGACGACCUCAUGUACAUGUUCGAGGGGGGGCCCAUCUUGCCGCAGCUGGAGGACGAGGUGGACCUUAAGCUACGGAAGACUAUUCUCAAACUGUGGACCAACUUCGCCGCUACUGGGAACCCCACGCCGGACGACUCUCUAGGGUUCGUGUGGGAGCCUGUGAAGGGCGGGGAUCUCAAGUACCUGGCGCUGCAGCCCUCGCCAGCCAUGGAGGAGGACUACAGGAAGGAGACACGCGACUUCUGGUACUCCCUCCCGCUCAAGCAAAACCUUUACCUCCACCCUGAACGAGUCCCCAAUCUGGUCUACACACGCGUUGAGGAGGACGCCACCACGGACACGCCGACGCAGGGAGAGGCACCCCCGCCAGCGAAGGGGAAGGAGGAGCUAUGAAAACACUCACUUGUAUUCUUACCAACGUGAUACUCAACUCGAUGACGCUUUAGACGACCCGAUAAGCCUACAGAAGGUGCCGAAGUGUUCAACAAAAGUGUUCGGAAUAAAUGAGUUUUUCCUACA